Molecule: messenger RNA, 2986 nt
Organism: Silurus meridionalis
Lineage: Eukaryota; Metazoa; Chordata; Actinopteri; Siluriformes; Siluridae
Gene: smad10b
Product: SMAD family member 10b
Exons: 12
Coding region: 143-1867 (574 amino acids)
Biological process (GO): BMP signaling pathway; SMAD protein signal transduction; regulation of transcription by RNA polymerase II
Cellular component (GO): heteromeric SMAD protein complex
Molecular function (GO): I-SMAD binding; RNA polymerase II cis-regulatory region sequence-specific DNA binding; DNA-binding transcription factor activity, RNA polymerase II-specific
Source: RefSeq, a predicted model, not a curated record
UCUCUCUCUCUCUCUCUCUCUCUCUCUCUCUCUCUCUGGGAGCGGCAGGAUGUGCGAAUGAGGGCGCGAGACAGAUAAACAGAGAGACACGCAGAACUUCAGGGAAGGUACAGAAGCAGGACACAGCAAAUCUGGCACAAGUAUGUCUGUGAACUCUCCCAGUAGCAGCGAUGCAUGCUUGAGCAUCGUUCACAGCCUGAUGUGCCACCGGCAAGGUGGAGAGAACGAGGGCUUCGCCAAGCGUGCCAUCGAGAGCCUGGUGAAGAAGCUGAAAGAGAAGAAGGACGAGCUGGAUUCGCUUAUAACUGCCAUCACCACUAACGGUGUCCACCCCAGCAAAUGUGUCACCAUCCAGAGGACGCUGGAUGGCAGGCUGCAGGUAGCAGGGCGAAAAGGCUUUCCUCAUGUCAUCUACGCUCGGCUGUGGCGUUGGCCAGACCUCCACAAAAACGAGCUCAAACAUGUCAAGUUCUGCCAGUAUGCCUUCGAUCUCAAGUACGACAAUGUAUGUGUCAACCCCUAUCACUAUGAACGAGUGGUGUCUCCAGGCAUCGUUGGACUAAGCUUGCCAACCACAGCAAGACCAAUAAAGGAAGAGUAUAUCCAUGACUGUAUCCAGAUGGACGGUCCAUCAAGAAUGUCCUCACAGCAGGACCAUCAUGCCCCAGAACACUAUAGCCAACAGCUGCCUCCACUCCAGCUGCCCUCAGAGCCCCAUCGUCACGCCCCUCCAUCAGUAACCCUCUACCCCAGUCUGCCUCUCUCACCACCUUCGAGCAGCUCCAGAAUGUCCCUGCAGGGUAGCCACCCGGAGGGCCUAUUGCAGAUCGCCUCUGCUCAAAGUAGGGCUUUGGUGUCCUGUUCUCCCCCCACCACCCCUACACACACAUCAACAAACACAACAACACACAGCCAGACUGCAUCCCAGCAACCUGAGUCGGAUCGCUGCAGUCAGGGUGAUUAUAGCACCCCCAAACAGACCCAAGCACAGACCUCCUACCACACAACAACUUGGACAGGCUCGAGCACUGCCUCCUACACACCAAUGGGGUCCCAGCAGAAUGGGCGGAGUCACCAGCAGGGUCCUCCUCACCACACUGGUCAUUUCUGGUCUCAACAUCACACUCCCACCUCAUACCCACAGCCAGUCUCCAACCAUCCAGGUCCAGAGUUCUGGUGCUCAGUCUCAUACUUUGAGAUGGAUAUCCAGGUGGGGGAGAUGUUUAAGGUCUUGGCUAACUGCCCGUUGGUAACUAUAGACGGUUAUGUGGAUCCAUCCGGAGGAGACCGCUUCUGUCUGGGGCAACUGAGCAAUGUGCAUCGCACAGAUGCCAGCGAGAGAGCAAGGCUCCACAUUGGUAAAGGUGUGCAACUAGAGUGCCGUGGGGAGGGAGACGUGUGGAUGCGUUGUCUCAGUGACCAUGCUGUCUUUGUGCAGAGCUACUACCUGGACAGGGAAGCAGGAAGAGCACCAGGGGAUGCAGUGCACAAAAUCUACCCAGGAGCUUAUGUCAAAGUAUUUGACCUGCGUCAGUGCCAUAGACAGAUGCAGCAGCAAGCAGCGACUGCACAGGCAGCUGCAGCUGCACAAGCUGCAGCGGUGGCAGGAAAUAUUCCAGGACCUGGCAAUGUGGGGGGCAUCGCCCCUGCCAUCAGUUUCUCUGCAGCAGCGGGCAUAGGAGUUGAUGAUUUGCGUCGACUGUGUAUAUUGCGCCUGAGCUUUGUAAAGGGUUGGGGGCCGGAUUACCCACGCCAGAGCAUCAAACAAACCCCUUGCUGGAUAGAGGUGCAUCUCCACCGGGCAUUGCAGCUGCUGGAUGAGGUGCUACACACCAUGCCCCUUGCUGAGCCCAGUCCUGCCAACUGACAUGGUAACAGAGCUUAAUCAAAUCCAGAAUCUCACAAGAAUCCUCAACAGAAAAUGAUGGAGGAGAGAUGGAGAGAUGAUAUGCUCCAUAACUUCUCCCACAUACACAGCAUGCCCACGUGAACAGACAGUGACUCAUGGAAGGAGGCAGACACUUACGCAAGCUUUCCAUGGCAAUGGCCAGGAGACUGAGUGGACCUCUGCGCUGACCAGUGUAUAGUCCAAUCAUAAGACUGUUGACUCGCAUGGAAAUAAAGACCAGAGUAAGAUGUUCUUAAGGCACAGGUGAACAGGAGGCACAGGAAUUGGUGAAAAGUUGAAUAGUGUCUGCUUUAAGAAAAAUCUGUGGUUUGUCCUAACAAGAAAUAAUGAGUCAUGGUAUUCGUGGCUGAAGAUAUGAUUUGAAAUACCGGGAUGUUCUGUUAGAGCCACAAUCAUCAUAGGUAAUGCACAGACAAUCGCUGUUAACUUUUGUUAUAUUGUGAUUUUGUCAAAGCAGAUCGUAUUUUAGUCGAAUGUUUUUGUAAAACCAAACAACAGCCAAAAUAUCCUGAAUAAAUAGAACAAAAAUAUUUCAUUGUUUAUUAUGCCAAAAAUAGAUUUACUGCAUUUUAGAUGCUCCAAAACCAAAAAGGCAGUUUCUUUAGAAUGAACAGAAAAUGGUACCCUGAGUUUACAAAGCACAAGCGUUUCUUUAUGUUUAAUGCAUAAUGUUCAAUAGGUGUGAGAUCUUAGAUUGGUUUUGAGAGUAGAGUAUGCUGCACUUCAUUUCAUUCUGCAACCCUUUCUCAUCAGAAAAGCUGUUUGUUUUUCAAGAACUAAUCAGUGUUUCUUUCUGUUCCACCAAUUGUUUGUGCCUUAUUUACCAAAGAAUACACUCUGUACCAUUUUAUAUAUAAAUCUAUGCAAAAUAAUAUUUAAAGUUUAUUUAAAAGCCUGUUUUAUUUUUCAUGUCCAGACAACUAGUCUGUGACUUAGUUUUAGAAGUUUCGGACCGGCUGAAGAGUUUUAGUAGAGAGUAGUUCAUUUUUUUUUAUUUGUACUGUUAACUGCUUUUGAUUUCUCUUUUUAAAUGUCAUUCAGAUGUGCCUGCUAUAUGAAUUAAAUGUUCCCUGAUGA